AUGGGCUCCAUCACUGCAGCAAAUGCAGAAUUUUGUUUUGAUGUGUUCAAAGAGCUGAAAGUUCAUCAUGCCAACGACAACAUCUUUUAUUCCCCCCUGAGCAUCAUUUCAGCCCUGGCCAUGGUCUAUCUGGGAGCAAGAGGAAACACUCAAUCUCAGAUGGAGAAGGUUCUUCACUUCGAUAACAUUACAGGAGUUGGAGACACUACUGACUCCCAGUGUGGCACUUCUGAAUACAUCCACAGUUCAUUCAAGGAUCUUCUCUCAGACAUCACCAUGCCAAAUGCUACAUACUCACUCAAGAUUGCUGACAGACUCUACAUUGAAAAAACAUACCCUGUUCUUCCGGAAUACUUAAAGUGUGCAAAGAAAUUCUAUGAAGCAGGGCUGGAAGAAGUUGACUUCAAAACAGAUACAGAGGAAGCAAGACAGCUCAUUAAUUCCUGGGUGGAGAAAGAGACAAGUGGUAAGGACUGAAAAAUGGGUAGCAGAUAUUUGCCCCUACCUACCAAAAUCUAUACCCUUCUCUUUCUCUCCUCAUUAUGUCUAGAAAAAGGCUUGUACAUUUGCCUGCCUAAAGAAAAAAUUGCUCCCCGGUCACGUCGUCUCACGUUUCUGUUUUUGCAGCAAGAAAGCAGACCUGUGCAAAUGAUGUGUCAGAACGGUACCUUCAAAGUGGCCGCGGUGGCUGCAGAGAACAUGAAGAUCCUGGAGCUUCCGUACGCCAGCGGGGAGCUGAGCAUGUUGGUGCUGUUGCCUGAUGACAUCUCUGGCCUGGAGCAGCUUGAGAACAAAAUCAGCUUUGAAAAACUUAUGGAGUGGAGCAGUCCCAAUGUGAUGGAAAAGAGGAGAGUGAAAGUGUACCUCCCGCGCAUGAAGAUUGAGGAAAAAUAUAACCUCACAUCUGUCUUAAUGGCCUUGGGAAUGACCGACCUGUUCCGUCCUUCGGCCAAUCUGUCUGGCAUCUCUUCAGCAGAGAGCCUGAAGAUAUCUGAGGUCAUCCAUGAGGCGUACAUGGAAGUCAGUGAAGAGGGCACCGAGAUGGCAGGCUCAGCGGGCUCAGAGGGCGUGAUGGAAGACACCAAACAUUCCUCUGAAUUUGAAGAAUUUAGGGCUGACCACCCUUUCCUUUUCUUGAUCAAACACAAUCCAACCAACAGCAUCCUCUUCUUUGGUAGAUAUUGUUCCCCCUAA
Pygoscelis adeliae (Adelie penguin) is the source of this 1194-nucleotide messenger RNA. RefSeq names its product ovalbumin-related protein Y-like. NCBI's taxonomy places the organism in Eukaryota, Metazoa, Chordata, Aves, Sphenisciformes, Spheniscidae. The transcript is spliced from 6 exons. The record is from RefSeq and is a predicted model, not a curated record. Gene Ontology annotation, biological process: negative regulation of endopeptidase activity. Gene Ontology annotation, molecular function: serine-type endopeptidase inhibitor activity.